CCCUGCUAUUAUCCAAAGUGGCAAGGGAUAACAAAUAUUCUGAAAGUGACUAAGAUAAAAUUUUAUAUAUCAUUAACAAAAUCCACUUUUAAAGAAAGAAAGGAAUAUCAUGUAAAGGAAUGUUUGUGGUAAAUCAUGUGAAUAAACAGGAGACCUUUUGUUUAACCAUUUUGAGAAUGAUUAAAAGUUACGUCUGUCGAUAGUCGAAAAAACUUUACAGUUUGUAUACCCCUAAUUGAGAGAAAAGAAAAAAUUGUGAAAAUCGACCGAAAAUUCCUUUUCCAUCAUUCUUUUAAUUUUUUCUCUUCGAAAUCUGCGUGAUAAAGAUAAUCACCAUUUUUAUUCGAUGCUCGAGUACGAUGAGAACAGUCUCGCGAUAAGAUUCAUCAAAUCGGUCACAUGCAGUUGGUGAAAAUCAAAAAAGAAAAUUUUAGGAGGUGAAGAGCAUUUUGUCGAUAAAUUUUCCGUGUGUUCGUGGAAAUUUAUGCAAAAAUCUUGUAGUUAAGUGUUAAACUGUGUGAAAAUCAAUAAGAUCAAAGAAUUUAGGGCGAUCGAGUACUUAAGUUCGGAAAAAAAAAUUCGUCAUCAGAUAUACGGAGCAUUGAUUGUAGAGAAGGAAAAAAAUCAUUGAAAAGUGUUACAAAAGGGUCAAUUAGGAAAAAAAUUCAUCCCCCUCAAAAGCAACAAUAACAACAAAAGGAAGAGAAAAUGGAGAAUAAAACUCGAUACCAGUUCGACCGACUGCCGAUGGUGCUAUUUUUAGCUUGUUUAGCCGUCACUGUUGUUGCAGCAUCUCGAUCGAUUAAGAAAGAACCAAUCGACAAUCUAUAUUCACCAAUUUAUUAUGGCGAUUCAAAUGUUAUGGAGGGUGAAAAGUUUUGGAUUAGUUGCACAGCAGAACCACCAAUAAGCUGGUAUAAAGAUGGGGAGCCUAUUGAAGAACAUUUUGCUCGUCAUAUAGACAAAGAUAAAUUUACUUUCACAACUCGAGAUCAUAUGAGAGCAAAUCUAAAUGGGAAGAUGGAAUCUACUCUAACAGUUAGUCGAGCUGUUAUUAGACAUAAGGGAAAAUAUCAGUGCAAUAUAAACCAUGACAACUCCUAUUAUUUACAUGUUCAUCCUGCAAGAGUAAUAGUUGGAAAUACAUUUGAGGCAGACAAUGAUCAUACUGAUGAUAGAAUAAGUUUUGAGCCUUUUACAAAAGAUAGAACAAUGUCAACUACCAUGUUGUCUUUUGCUGUCGAUGAAGUGUUAACAGAGUCCUCAAAUAAUAAUAUCAAAUCGGAUAUUGAGACAAUUUUAGAUGAAGCAGAAGAAAAAUCCAGAGAAAAACUAGUCGAAGCAUCGAGAGCUUUAAAUGAAUUGAAUUAUAACAGAUAUGAUUCAACAUCGCAUCUUAUAUUAACUUCGACAACUUCGGCUUCCCCUGUUUUAAGCGUUACUCAAAGUAUUCCUUUACCCUCAACUAUUCGCAAUUCUUCGCCGCACAUGACUACGCAUACAAGUGUUGUGGUUCAUACAACUCGCGCGAAAGCCAGUGAGGUCGAAAUUAAAGGCCAUCAUGCCAAGCAAGAUCACGAAGGAAAACUUACAACCGAUAACAAGGAUUACGGAGGCAGCAACCUCAGAUCAUUUAGAACAACAAAACCUUUGAAAUUCCUGUGUAAAGCUGAAAACCUAGCAGAACAAAAUAAAGUUGUGUGGUCGAAAUAUGAUAGCGAUGAAAAUAAGAUAAACGUCAAAGAUAUAAAAAGUUUAGAGGGACGAUACGAAAUAAAAGCCAAAGACGGAACCUUCGUGAUUAAUCCAUCGGAGAUUGACGAUGCCGGUAACUACACUUGUUCUUUAGACGAAGAAGAACAUCUUUUCAUUGCUUAUGGAAAGAACGACGAUGAGAAAAAAAUAACUAGUAGCGGAGGGCGGUUUACCUUAACAAAAUUUAAUGAAGUUGAAGAUGCUCGUCUUCAGAUCGACAAUGCUGUCGUUGCAGAUCGAGGAUUUUACACUUGCGUCGUAAGCAGUUUAUAUGAUUCAGUUGCAACAUCGGAAACUCACGUGCGAGUCAAAGACAAACUUGCUGCCUUGUGGCCAUUCCUUGGAAUUUGUGCUGAAGUUUUCGUUCUUUGUGCCAUUAUUCUCAUUUAUGAAAAAAGACGCAACAAGACAGAUCUCGACGAGAGCGACACAGACCAAAGUCCUGAUCAGAAAAAUGAUCAUCAUAAGGACACAGACGUUCGUCAUCGCAAAUAAAGUGAUCAUAACGUUUUCUUUCGGGAACGAGGCUAAGCCGCCGUCGAACUUUAACUUCUUAUCCUCUCGUGAUUUCGAUUUUAAAUUUAAAGAAAUAAAAAGUAAAAGGUAAAAUCUAAUCAUGCGAAGCCUACGACCCACUUUUUGCAAAUUUAUCAUGUUGAGAGUUUUUUCCGUUUUGUUAAACUUUAAUCUCCGAUCGCACUUUGUCUAGGAUUGUUCAUGAAUUACGUUACAUAAAUUUUCUAAAUUUUAACCCCUUAAGUCGAACUUUUUACGAGCGGUAUGCGAAAAGUGUUAGAAGUACCAGACAAAAAGUAAGACCUAUAAUAACAGCAAAUAACGCGCCCACCUUCACAAUUGUUGCGUAAUUUAUGAACAGACCCCAAUCCCCCUUUUCCUCAACUCCAAAAUCCCCUCCCUUCUACCACCACACAUAUUUCGUAUACAUAUUUUAAAAUGCUAUUAGAGUCUUCUCGUCUCAUCCUUGAUAGAAAAUUUAUCGAAAUGAUAGUUGCGCGGCUAUAAACUUGAUUUUUUGUUUGUUACCUUUUGCGAAAUCAAAACCACAACAAAAAAUGUUAAAGAAUGAUUGUAAAAAAAACACUUCUCUGACUCUUUUUGUUAACAACGCAAAUUCAUAAAUAAAAAUAAGAACACUUGCAGCAGAAAUUCGAAAAAAAAGAUAAAGAAAAUUAAAGAAAAAUAUUAAGAAUAAAAACCAUGAGUUUGUUGAUUCUAAAAAAAGUUAUUUGAAUAAAGAUCAAGCAAAAGUUUAAUAAAAAAAACAAUUUUUAGGGAUAUUUAGAUAUGAAUAAAGAAUGUUAAGCAAAUUAUAAAAUCUUCACUCAUACUUUGAGCAUGUCGAAGUAAUAAACCAAAACUAAAAACAUGAUGAAUUAAUUGAAAAUACAAGCUAAUAAAAGUCAUUUUUCGCCUCCUUAACUGAUAAGGCUAGACACACAAUAUUUUAAUUGAACAUUUUUUCGUCUUGAGUUGUGAAGAAAUAUUUUUUAUUAUUAUUGUUUUAUGCUUUAGAAGCGUGUAAAAGUGAAGGAAGAAUGGAUACUUUUUUGACAUUCUAGUGUCUUAUUUCUCGAUGUAAAGUACGAUGAAAUUAAUAACAUUUCAUUUGAGAUAAAAGAUGAGGAAGAUGGACAAAAGGAAAUUGAUAAAAAUGAAGAGAAACUUUUCGUUGUAAUAAUUUAAAUGAUAAAAAGUUAUGAAAUGAAAGGAGAAAACUAAUUAAUAAAAAAUCGUUAAUUAAAACAAAGA
Molecule: messenger RNA, 3525 nt
Organism: Clunio marinus
Lineage: Eukaryota; Metazoa; Arthropoda; Insecta; Diptera; Chironomidae
Source: the annotation of a GenBank genome assembly